AUGUAUCUAUCUAUCUAUCUAUCUUUCUUUCUUUCUUUCUUUCUUUCUUUCUUUCUUUCUUUCUUUCUUUCUUUGUGUAGCCGUGAUGGAUACAUGGUAAUAUUAUCUAUCUAUCUAUCUAUCUAUCUAUCUAUCUAUCUAUCUAUCUUCUAUUUUUUUCUUCUUUCUUUUUUUUUUUCUUUCUUUCUUUCUUUCUUUUUUCUUUGUCUUUUCAAUAUUUCUUUUCUUUCUUUCUUUCUUUUCUUUCUUUUCUUUGUGGUAGGCGUGAUGGGUAUUAUGUACGUAUUAUGCAUGUAUGUAUGCAUGUAUGUAUGUAUGUAUGUAUCUAUCUAUCUAUCUUUUUCUUUCUUUCUUUCUUUUCUUUCUUUCUUUUCUUUCUUUCUUUCUUUUGUCUUCCCCUAUCAAUCAGACUUUCUUUCUUUCUUUUCUUUCUUUCUUUCUUUCUUUCUUUUCUUUUCUUUCUUUCUUUUAUCUUCCCUAUCAAUCAGACUUUCUUCUUUCUUUCUUUCUUUCUUUCUUUUCUUUCUUUCUUUCUUCCUUUGUGUAGGCGUGAUGGGUAAUGACUAUGUAUUCAUGUAUGUAUGCAUGUAUGUAUGUAUGUAUGUAUGUAUCUUUCUGUCUUUUUUUUUUCUUUCUUUCUUUCUUUCUUUCUUUUCUUUCUUUCUUUCUUUCUUUCUUUCUGUAGAGUACAUGGUAAUAUUAUCUAUCUAUCUAUCUAUCUAUCUAUCUAUCUAUCUUUUUUUUCUUUUCUUUCUUUCUUUCUUCUUUCUUUCUUUUUUCUUUCUUUCUUUCUUUGACUUUGUCUUCCCUAUCAAUCAACAAUUUUUCUUUCUUUUCUUUCUUUCUUUCUUUCUUUCUUUUUUUCUUUGUUUGGGUACAUUCAUAUUAUGUACUAUUUAUCGCCUUUUCUUAAUAUUGAACAAUUUUUCCUCUUUUUUCUUUUUUGCUUUUUUGUUUUUCUUUAUUUCUUUCUUUCUUUUUACAUCGCUUUUAUUUCUUAACACUGACCCACUUUCUCCUCGUUCUUUUUAUUAUCAACUUACUCUUUCCUUCUUUCUUUCCUUCUUUCUUUCUUUCUUUCUUUCUUUCUUUCUUUCUUUCUUUCUUUCUUUCUUUUUAAUGCAUGUCCUCUUUCUUUUCACACUUUGUAUGUCUUCUUUUCUCCUUUUGGUCUUUCUUUAUUUAUUUAUUUCUACGCUUUGCAUUUUUUUUUUUUUCUUUCUUUCUUUCAUUCAUUCAUUCAUUCAUUCGUUCUUUCUUUCUUUCUUUCAACCCAUUCUCUCUCUCUUUUUGGUUGUUUCUUUCUUUAUUUUAUUUCCCAUUUUGCUUUUUCUUUCUUUCUUUCUUUCUUUCUUUCUUUCUUUACGCUUUGCAAUUUAUUCUUUUUUCUUUCGACCCUUUUAUGUCUUUUUUCCCUUUCUUUUCUUUUCUUUACGCUUUUCUUUCUUAUUUUUUUUCUUUCUUUCUUUCUUUUUUUUUUUUUUUUUUUUUUUUCUUUAUUUCUUUUCUUUUUUUUUAUUUCUUUCUUUCUUUGUAUUUUUCUUUCUUACUUUUAUUUCUUUUGACACUUUUCUCCUUUUGAUCUCUCUUUCUUUCUUUCUUUCUUUCUUUCUUUCUUCGCUUUGUAUUUCUUUCAUUCUCUUUUUCUCUCUUUAUUUCUUUUUACGUCUUCUUUUUUCCUUUUGGUCUUUCUUUGUUACUUUCCGUCUUCCUUUAUUCGCUUUGUCACUCUUUCGUUCUUUCUUUCUUUCUUUCUUUGUUAAGUCUUUCUUUCAUGGAAUAGCACCAGGGCGAAAGACAGUUCCACAUAUUGGCAGUCUGAUCGGAACCAUGUAG
Molecule: messenger RNA, 1836 nt
Organism: Acanthosepion pharaonis
Lineage: Eukaryota; Metazoa; Mollusca; Cephalopoda; Sepiida; Sepiidae
Source: the annotation of a GenBank genome assembly